Messenger RNA from Elaeis guineensis (African oil palm), 1295 nucleotides. RefSeq names its product U1 small nuclear ribonucleoprotein A. The record is from RefSeq and is a predicted model, not a curated record. NCBI's taxonomy places the organism in Eukaryota, Viridiplantae, Streptophyta, Magnoliopsida, Arecales, Arecaceae. Gene Ontology annotation, molecular function: RNA binding.
GCAGCCUUACCUUCUCUCUAAGCUUUCACUCUCCUCCUCCCCCCCCUCCCUGUUUCACUCUCUCUCGCCCCCCACCUGCUUCCCCGCUCGCUUGCGAGAGAGGGAAAGAUGACCGCCGGCGGCGAUGAGGAUUCGACGAUUCCACCCAACAUGACCAUCUACAUCAACAACCUCAACGAGAAGAUCAAACUCGAUGAGCUUAAGAAAUCCCUGCGUGCGGUGUUUUCACAAUUUGGGAAGAUAUUGGAGGUGCUUGCUUUUAAGACGCUGAAACAUAAAGGACAGGCAUGGGUUGUCUUUGAGGAUGUUUCAUCAGCAACUGAAGCACUCAAGCAGAUGCAAGGAUUUCCAUUCUAUGACAAGCCCAUGGCAUAUGCUGUUGAAGUUGAAAUGAUUAGGAACUUGUGUCAUAACUCAUACAAGAAUGUCUUGAGAAUCCAGUAUGCUAAGACCAAAUCAGAUAUAAUAGCAAAAGCUGAUGGUACUUUUGUCCCUCGAGAAAGACGGAGAAGGCUUGAGGACAAAGCUGAAAGAAAGCGUCGGGAGCAGCGGCUUGAUGCUAAUCAAGCUGGAUUGGGUCCCUAUGGAGCUGCACCACCGCUUUCUCAAUUGCCUUACCCUGGAGGGGCGAAGUCUAUGGUUCCAGAAGCACCAGCACUGCCAAACAACAUUCUCUUUGUUCAGAAUCUCCCCCAUGAGACGACUCCCAUGAUGCUGCAAAUGCUCUUCUGCCAGUAUCCUGGUUUUAAGGAGGUUAGAAUGGUAGAAGCAAAGCCUGGAAUUGCUUUUGUGGAGUAUGGAGAUGAGAUGCAGGCUACACUUGCCAUGCAAGGGCUUCAGAGUUUCAAGAUUACACAACAGAAUCCUAUGCUCAUAUCAUAUGCAAAGAAGUAGGUUAUGUGAAUUUCUGGUAUAUUACUUUAGGGCCUUCUAUUGCUGCAGCUUUAACAUGGGCACUUCUUCCCUUCAGCCAGGGAAGUUUGGUAUAUUCCAUUCUGGUUGAACAUAUUAAUGUAUAUUAUCUCUGGGGGAAUUACACUUUGCUGAACUUUUGCAUUUUCAGCACUUACCAAUUCUCUCCAUACGUCGCUUUGUCAUUCAUAGAUCUUAUUCCAGGGCCUAGUGUGUUGGCUUCUCUUCUAAAUGUUGUUGGCCAUUUCUACUAUGAGAUGGCCCCACUAAAGGUUGGGAUAAAGCAUGCUUCUGUGGUUCAUUGCCAUUCUCAGAAACAACCCUGAUGCUUUGUAUCAUCAAUUUUUUUGUUUCGGCCCAAUAACACCUGUUCUUUUCUCUUA